ACUAUAAUUGAAUUCAUUGAUGCUGAUUUCUUUGAGACACGAUUUCCAUUUAAAACGAGAAAUAGUGGGGGUAAUGUACUACCCGCUAUUAGAGAUAACGGAACUAGUGGGGGUGUUGGUUCUGAGGAUGAACUCAGAAGAAGUAAAAGAGCUAGAAUCUCUAAAGAUUUUGGUGAUGACUUUACUACAGUAUUCACCCUCGAAGAUCCAAAAAAUUUGCAGGAAGCAUUAACUUCCGUAGAUGCAGAUUUUUGGAAUGAGGCCGUUAUAGACGAAAUGGAAUCGUUAGAAGCUAAUAAGACUUGGCAUCUAACAGAAUUACCUCCUGGCUGCAAAGUCUUAGGUAAUAAAUGGGUUCUAAAAACGAAACGGAAACCUGAUGGUGCAAUCGAAAGGUUCCGAGCUCGCCUAGUAGUUAAGGGCUACAGGCAGAGAGAGAAUAUAGAUUUCUUCGAUACCUAUUCACCAGUAUCUAGAAUAACAUCCAUUCAUGUAAUGAUUGCUCUUGCUGCCUUGAACAAUCUCGUGGUACACCAAAUGGAUGUUAAGACCGCUUUUUUGAACGGUGAUCUGGAUGAAGAAAUCUAUAUGGAACAACCAGAAGGGUUUGUUAUCCCCGAACAUGCCUCAAAAGUCUGUAAGUUAGACAAAUCAUUAUAUGGUUUGAAACAGGCUCCAAAACAGUGGCAUGAGAAGUUUGACACUCUCGUUCUCUCACAUGGCUUUAAGGUGAAUGAAAGUGACAAGUGUAUUUACUGCAAGUCAGAAAAUAACACUUGCACUAUCAUAUGUUUGUAUGUAGAUGACAUGUUGAUAUUUGGUACAAAUAUUCACGUGGUCAAUGAAGCAAAAGCCAUGUUGAAAGAGAGAUUUGAGGUGAAAGGUCUGGGAGAAGCAAAGUUUAUGCUUGGAAUCCAGAUAACUAGAACAACAAAUGGUUAUUCUCCAGAUCAAUCUAGCUACAUAGAGAAGAUCUUGAAGAAAUAUAACUAUUUCGACUGUAAACCUGCGUGUACUCCGUAUGAUGCUAGUGUAAAGCUAUUUAAGAACACUGGAGACAGUGUAAGACAAUCAGAAUACGCUAGCAUCAUUGGCAGUCUCCGUUAUGCUGCAGAUUACACUCGACCAGACAUUGCAUAUGUCGUGGGAUUGCUUGGCAGGUUUAACAGCUGUCCUAGUAGAGAGCAUUGGAAUGCUAUAGAGAGGGUCAUGAGAUACCUCAAGAGAACAGCAAACCUUGGUAUACACUAUCAAAGGUUUCCUGCUGUACUAGAAGGGUAUAGUGAUGCGGAUUGGAAUACCCUAUCAGAUGACUCCAAGGCAACCAGCGGGUAUGUUUUUAACAUCGCUGGUGGAGCUGUGUCUUGGAAGUCAAAGAAACAAACAAUCCUAGCUCAAUCAACUAUGGAAUCAGAGAUGAUAGCACUAGCAACGGCUAGUGAAGAAGCAAGUUGGUUGAGAGGAUUGUUGUCAGAGAUUCCCCUAUGGGAAAGACCGGUCCCUCCGGUAUUGAUCCAUUGUGAUAGUACCGCAGCUAUCGCUAAAGUUGAGAACCGGUUCUAUAACGGAAAGAAACGACAGAUUCGUCGUAAGCACAGUACUGUAAGAGAACUCCUAACGAUAGGAGCAGUGAGGGUGGAUCAUAUAAGAUCCGAACAGAAUCUAGCUGAUCCUUUGACGAAAGGAUUACCUAGAGAGAAAGUCCAAAAUACCGCCAAGAGUAUGGGACUUAUGCCUACCAAACCACGGACUACAAGUGAUGGUAACCCGACCCAAUAGACUGGAGAUCCCAAGAAAUGGGUUCAAUGGGUAAUAACAAGUCAUGAGUAGUAUGCGAAAAGUUCAUGCAUAGUGAAGCAUGAAUCCCAAAGCAAUGGAGGUUGAGUUAAUAACUCUUAAUGAGAUCUAUACCCUAUGUGGGGUGGAGUACUUUACUUUGGGGGUACUCUUGAUAGACUCACCUAUGUGAAUGUGGGAGUGGGGCCGCUCCCUAUGGAACUUUGGAGACACAAAGUUGCUAGAGCGUUCACUAAACCAGGAUAACGUGCAUGGCCAUAAACGCACGGGCUAAGAAGAGAACACAACUCAAUGAAAAGAUCCGGUGUGCUACACUGUCUGAGAUAGGGUUCAAGACUACGAGUCACCCUUAUGAAAUCGGAAGUGUAACCAGUACGCUAAGGUUCAAAUCUUCGCGAUACCUUAGCUUAUGCCCGAUCUUAUGGAACUGUUAAUGCUCAGAGAUAGUUUCAAAACUAUUCAAGUGGGGGAUUGUUGGAAAUGUAUAUGAAUAGCUUUGAAAGCUAUAGAGUCUCAAGUGGAAAAACUACCACAUUGGUAGUUUUACUUGGUGAAAUGGGUAUAAAGAUAGGAGCCUCUCUCCCAAGGGCAUGCCCCUUGGGGUGACCCACUUUUGUGGGAGAGGGAGGACCUAACGGACCACCACACACACGGGCGCGCGCCGUCUGUCCGUCCGACCGACCGACCGGUCGGUUGGUUGGUUCACUUGAGACUACAUAUAUAUUUUUUACAGAAAUUCCGAACGAAAUUAAUUAUCUAAUAAUUAAUUAUUAAUCGGUUAUUCUGAGGAAUAUUCUAAGGGAUAAUCGACUGAAAAGGAAUAUUCGAAGGAUAAUUCCUCCGGGUUUAUCUUAACCGACGGUUUUAAUUAAGGAAGUAAUUAUCUUCCUUAAUUAAUCCGACUUAUUCUCCAAGCAAGAGGGUAUAUUCCUAGGGGUUCGGCUCCUAUAAAUAGCCGCCUCCCCAGCCUCUCUAAACACAUCACAAAGAGCAGAAACACAAUAGAGAGAGUGUUUAGAGAGCUUCGGUUUUCGCACAAAACCGCGAGUAUUGAGAGGAGCUGUUUUAUCUUGGAGACGACCGGUUGAUAGUCUGCCGUGCGCAUCGAAGACAGUGUCGCGAACGUCUUAAAGAGAGCGACCUAGUCCGCGACUCAGCUCCAGAUUCGGUAACCUAGUUCCUUUUGUUGUUCCGUUCGUAACAUAUCCCCGAUACCAAACUUCCGGCCCUAAUAGCAUCAACACAAAAUUGAAUAAAUACUUUAUUUAUGAGUCAGACACCGUACAAUACUGGAAUCUAACUUCUAGACUUGCAUCGAUUGAUGCUUACUAUUAUCUCCUGGAAUGAGAAAUGUGAACAUAAUCAUCCUAUGGGAUAACACAUAUACACUCAAAAUGAGUCAUGACAACCCAAGUUUGGCUAGUUGAGUGCACCAUUGAAAUUGAAAACAGAUCGCAAACCCAUUUGGCUAGCUAUUUCAUUCAUGCAUUGAGCUCUUGCCACAUUGGCCAACUUUUGUCAGUUAUCAGUCAACUUCUUCAAGUCACUUUUCUCAUUGGGCAAACAGUGAGCAAAAGACAAUUAAGACUAAACAAAGGCAUCAAGCUGGUUAUUAGGCAAAAAGGGAACCACACAAAACCCUAAUCUAAGUAUGGAAGGGAUAAGAAAGUGACAACUCCAAGUAACGUACAAUUAAUGUCACUUUUAACUAUUGUCACCCAACAAGCAUUAUUAUGUAUGCAAAUAGAGAAAAGGUUUCCAUUGGAGUCCAAAUGCAAUCAAAUCACGUAUCGGGCAAAAGAGGGGGAAUCGGGUGGGCUUCACAUCCCUUUUGCUCUCAAAGAUGUAUAAAGUGCAAUGGAUGAA
Linum trigynum is the source of this 3663-nucleotide messenger RNA. NCBI's taxonomy places the organism in Eukaryota, Viridiplantae, Streptophyta, Magnoliopsida, Malpighiales, Linaceae. The record is from the annotation of a GenBank genome assembly.